Tripterygium wilfordii is the source of this 2602-nucleotide messenger RNA. RefSeq lists its product as uncharacterized. The transcript is spliced from 6 exons. The record is from RefSeq and is a predicted model, not a curated record. NCBI's taxonomy places the organism in Eukaryota, Viridiplantae, Streptophyta, Magnoliopsida, Celastrales, Celastraceae. The coding region runs from base 1673 to 2263 and encodes 196 amino acids.
UAUAUACCUCAGCGAGCGAGGGGUUGUUCGUCCCUUCGGGGACAUCCGAUAAAAUUGGAACGAUACAGAGAAGAUUAGCAUGGCCCCUGCGCAAGGAUGACACGCACAAAUCGAGAAAUGGUCCAAAUUUUUUUUUGAAAAAUUUUUCGGGUGAUCUGAAUCUGCUCAUUUGGGGUUUUGAAAGGGUUCUCUUGCCAUUGGAAUUUCUGGGGUUUAAAUCGAAUCUCAUAUAUUUUGCUGGUAUGUCAUAUGCAUUUGGGUUAUGUAAGUCUGAUGGAUGUAUUUUACUGUUAUGGGUUAGAGGUUCUGUUAUCUUUUUGGAUUUGUUAUGUUGCUCAUCAUCUGUGACCGGAAUUUUAACUCGAGCAAAGAUAAUGGUGAGCUUGGUACCUUGCUCUUUGUGGCUGUAUCUUCGUCCAUGCCAAUUGAGGGCGAGCAAGAGCAAAGAAGGUCUAUCUAUUCGAGGGGGUCACAAAUUGAUUCCCAGUAUAGGUUGGGGAAAGAGGGAAGUGGUGGAGACAAAGUUGGGAAAGAAAAAGCUUCUCGGGAAACUAAUGAUCUUCAGCCUGCAUCAUCGUCUAAAAUAGCUACAUGGGCAGCUGAUUUUGUGGAGAAAAAUCCUGCAUUGCAUCGUUCCUUAGCUAGAAUCAAGGAGCAACAAGGAUGUAUGUUCCGCAAAAACUACGCUUGGUUGCUUUUGCAGGGAAAAAUCCUGCCUUGCAUCGUUCCUUAGCUAGAAUCAGGGCAAAACAUGGAUGUAUGUUCCGCAAGAGACUACGCGUGGCUUAUUGAAAGACACACUUCAAUAAAAGCAGCAAGCCAAGAAACCUGUCUCUGCCAGAAACAUUGAUGGGCGAAUGCAGAACCUUUUGCAUAGAUUUUCACAGGAAGAAAAACCAUUUUUUUACAAUCAGGAACAAUCGAACCUCUAUCUUAGUCUGUCUUGGGAUGGCAUUUUUAUGAGAACUCCAAAGAUUAACGGUGAAUUCAGUACUUUUCUCUCACAACAAGAUCUGGGCAUUUCCAAUUGAAGAAGAACAAGAGCGAAGGAAGGCAGUAAAAGCUGAAGGAAUUGUAGAUUGAUGCCUAGAAUAGGUUUUAGGAGCAGAGAAAUCGGGGAGACAAUCUUGGAGAAGAAAGUCUCCAGAGGCAACUAUAAUAUUAUGGGCACUUUUGAGUUUUGCCAUUGAAAAAUGGCAGCUGGGAAAUUAGCUUCUGUAAAGAAGAACGCUCACACUGCAUCAUGCCUUAUGUAGAACGAAGUCAGGAGAUGGAUGUGCUUUCUCGACAGGACUAUGCGGAAGAAAAUCCCCAAGAAACCCUUUUAUCAUAUCUCAAUCUUGGACUCUCUUUGGGUAGCAUUUAUGAUGACAACUUCAAAGAGAGACCUUUUACAAGAUCAUUCACAGGAUUGAUCACUCUUAACAGAGAUACUGUUGAAUUGGGUAGCAUGCUAUCCUUGGAGUUGUCUGGGUCAAUCCCAAGUAAAGGAGAACAAGAACAGGGAAGGAAAAGUGGGAGAGGCAUUGCUGGGGAGGAAAAGUCUCCUGAAGUAACACUUUGGAUGGUUGCUUCUGCAGAGAAGAACCCCGCACUUCAUCGUGCCUUGGCUCGAAUCAAGGCAGCAGAAGGAUGCAAGUUCUGAGAUACAAAAAGGAAGAGAGCUUCUUCAAUGGGGGAAACCAGUCGAGUAAUCAACUUCUCCCCAGAAAUUAAUGAUGGACAUGCAGAGAUUCUAUUGCAUAGAUCUUUCGAGAAAACUAAAGAAACACAGUUAUCUAGUCAAGAGCAGCUGGAACACUUUGACCUCAAUCUUGCACCCUGUUUGUCUGGCAUUAAUGACGAUAACUUCAAAGAGAAACCUCUUGCCCAAUCAUCAUCAGUCUCCAGUUUGAUAGAUCUGAACAAAGAUUCUGAUGAACUCAGUAACAUACUCUCCAGGGUGAGAUCUUGCUCAAUUCUCACUGAGGGAGAGCAAGAUCAAAGAAGAACAAUAAAGCCAAGACAUUUCCAAAUUGUGGCCCAGAAUAGUUUGGAGAAGCAGAGAAGUGGGGCAGAUAAAUUUGGGAAAGAAAAAGUUUCUCCGCCAACUUCGCGGCUGCCACCUUCAUUACUGUCUAGAAUAGCUCCAUGUGCAGAUUCUUCUGUGGAUAACAAUCCUACCUUGCGUCGUGCCUUAUCUAUGAUCAAGGAACCAAACGGAUGUGUGUACAGCAAAAAACUACGCCAAGCUGAGAUGCUUGUAACCCAAGGCAUUGCCUGAGCAAGAUGAUGAUGCUCAACCUAAAGCCACCUUUGAUGGAAAAUCAGUCAAUUUUGCGAAACUAGGACUGACAAUAUCUCUCACAAGCGGCUAGACUUUGUAAUGGCCUUGCUCGAGACGAUUGGAUGGAAGUUAUGAAGAAGAUGCCUAGAAUCACAACUAUGGGAGGAAACUGAUAGGAUCCAAAGGUUUAGAUGUCGCCACGUGUACCAUUGAGUUUGUUAAUAGUUGGUUUAAUAACAAAUUGGGUUUCACUGGGUUAGUGGAACUGUUUUAGGGGAGGUUUAGCUUGUAUUCGACAGAUUUGAUGAAUACACAAGAAAUUGUUCUUCUUUUCCA